This is a messenger RNA of Rotaria sp. Silwood2, 984 nucleotides long. The record is from the annotation of a GenBank genome assembly. Lineage: Eukaryota; Metazoa; Rotifera; Eurotatoria; Philodinida; Philodinidae.
AUGACCAUUUUUCAUGGUACAAGUAACCAUUUUCGUGGUACAAAGUACCACAGUUAUGGCACAAGCGACCACAGUGGUGGUACAAAGUACUAUAGUCCUGGUGCAAGUGACCGUAUGAAUGGUAAAAAGUACCACAGUCGUAGUACAAGUGGCCACACGGAUGGUAAAAAUAACCAAAAUGAUGGUACCAAUGACUAUAAGGAUGAUAUAAUUGACCCAAAAAUGGUACAAUGGGCCGUUGCGAUAAAAUAAAUAACCACAAGAUGGUCAUUUAGAUCAUACGAUUGAUUAUUCGUGGCAUCUCUUUGGUUGCAGACCAAAGAUGGGGCACAAAUGACCAAAAGUAUAAUAAAAUGCUCAUACGUUUGAUCCACAGGACGAUAUAACUAUGUGGCCGACAUGAUCAGCUUUUGAUUAUUUGUGUUGUCGCUAUGUGAUCAUAGUACCAUUGUUUUGGUCACAUGUACGAACUGCUACAGACAGUGAGAAGUAGUCAGAUAUAGGUGAAUUUCCGUUUCUCUACUAGUUCCUCAGUCUAGGGUUGAGCGAAUAGAUUGUCGAUGAGCGUUACUUGUGGGUAAACUAUGGGAAUAUGUAGCUGUAUGAUUGGUAUUUUGUGAUAUCGUCUCUGAGGUUUGUGCAUUUUACCGACAUCCUACGGACUAUCAACCGAAGUCGCAAAGAUAAAGCAGUUGUGAAGAUUUUGAAUUUUUAAAAAAUAUUGCUCAUAGCUAGGGGUAUCAGCUUCCGGUUCCGUUCCCGGUAACGGUGAACACAAGCGGGUUCUCGUUCAAGAGAACCCGGAACGCGUGCGAGAUGGGAUGGGUGUGGAGUGUCGGUGUUGGGUGUGGGUGUAGGUGUGGGUCGGUGUCAGUGUGCUUGUGGGUACCGGUUUAGGUUGUUCUUUUCUAUAACCCACACCCACACGCACACCCACACGCACACCCACACGCACAACCACCCACACCACCCACACCCACACCC